GGAAUAUCUUGACAGUUUCCAAGCCCGCUGGCCCCGCGUAAACAGGGGUUCGUCUCAUUCUCGGCAUCCGGGGAAGGAAUUCCAUCUUUUGGAAUCUUGCAUAUCAAGAUCUCUCUCACUUCUUCCUCUCUUUUGCUUUCAACACAGCUUCAGUCCAGAAAAUUCAGAAUAGGUAGUCCCACCAAUACGGAGCCAUGGCGGAACCGUCAGUCAUCAAUGUCGAGUACAAGGGCCGACUGGCCAUCAUCACCAUCAACAACGAAAAGAAACUCAAUGCCCUCACCCAGAUGCAAUACUACGAUCUGGCUCAACGGCUACGCGAGGUCGCGACCCACGACGAGGUCUACAUUACCCUGAUCAUUGGCACCGGCCGUUACUUUUCUGCUGGUGCCGACGUCUCCAUCUCCAGAUCGAACGUCGCCCCCUCCGAAGGCCUCUCCUCUCAAGACGCCAUCCACAACCACUGGCUCCGCAACUUCGUCGCCAACAACCUCAACAUCACCCAGGCCUUUUAUACGCACCCCAAGAUUCUGAUCGUCGGUCUCAAUGGGCCCGUCAUCGGCCUCUCCGCCGCUUUGGUUUCCUUCGCCGACUUCAUCUACUGCGUCCCCUCCACUUUCCUGCUCACCCCCUUCUCCUCGCUCGGUCUAGUAACCGAAGGAGGCGCCUCCCGCGGUCUUGUCCAGCGAUUGGGUCUACCCAAGGCUAACGAGGCGCUGAUUAUGAGUAAGAAAAUUACAAAGGAGGAGCUGGUGCAGACCGGGUUUGUGACCAAGUGCUUUGAGGAGGUCGGAAAGGGAGAGACGGAAAAGUUUAAGGGGUUGGUGUUAAAGGAAAUUGAGGAAAGGUUGGGCGAUCAUUUGGUCGGAGAUAGUUUGUUAGGGAUCAAGAGCCUGAUUAGAAGGCCCGAGAGGGAUGUGUAUGAUGCGCAGAAUGUGGCGGAGGUGAUGGCGGGGUUGGACAGGUUUGUUAGUGGAGUGCCGCAGGGGGAGUUUGAGAAAAUUGCGAGCGGGAAGAAGAGGCAUAAGCUUUAAAAGGGGGGGAUUGUGUAGGCUCGUGAGUGGAAAAGAGGAUGAUGAGGGAAUUGGUUGUAUAUCUCAUUUUGCAACAAUGUAAGAGCCUUGAUCCAAGUUGUAUGAUCCAGA
Messenger RNA from Neurospora crassa OR74A, 1145 nucleotides. RefSeq names its product peroxisomal D3,D2-enoyl-CoA isomerase. Bases 195 to 1034 code for a protein of 279 amino acids. The transcript is spliced from 2 exons. Gene Ontology annotation, biological process: fatty acid beta-oxidation. Lineage: Eukaryota; Fungi; Ascomycota; Sordariomycetes; Sordariales; Sordariaceae. The record is from RefSeq and is a predicted model, not a curated record. Gene Ontology annotation, cellular component: peroxisomal matrix.